Xylaria bambusicola is the source of this 1570-nucleotide messenger RNA. RefSeq lists its product as uncharacterized. Bases 297 to 950 code for a protein of 217 amino acids. NCBI's taxonomy places the organism in Eukaryota, Fungi, Ascomycota, Sordariomycetes, Xylariales, Xylariaceae. The transcript has 3 exons. The record is from RefSeq and is a predicted model, not a curated record.
ACCUACCUAGGUACCUACUUCGUAGUGGGGACCUGCGCUGGUGAAGGGGCCGAGGGGGGGGUGGGGGACUGGCUCCCUGCUACCUAGUACCUACCUACCUAUUGCAAAAGGUUACGUCAAUUAAAUUCUUCGCGCACUUAUAGACAGUCGACAGCUUCGCUCUUUGGCGAGAGGCUCUGUGAUUCUUAUUACCAUACUCCCCUGCUAAGGUAUUCCAAGGCUAGCUUCCUUUUCGAGUAUUACACCGAAAGCCUUUGCUACCUGACGGUUUCACUGACUCUGUACCUUUGUAAAGAAUGAUAUUAUCACGCGUGCCUGUUGCGCCAACAUGCAGAGGACUAUUGUCGCGCUGCCGACCUGUCUCGACUUUAAGCUCCAACUCCCACGUUAAAACAUUUCCUCAUACCGCGCCGCAUGGUGGAUAUCUCCUCACCUAUCUUGACACAAACCCCCCGACUCCUAGACUAGCUAUUGGCGCUUCCACUCAGCUUCCCCCCACGCCACAGUCAUUCACCGAGAAUCAUGAAUUUAUCUCCAUUUUGAACCGCGUUCUCCGCGAGUACGCAGCUCAAGACCCUGGUCUGCAGUCCCAGGCCCAAGCUUUCGCCGGCCCCGGAGGCGCCGUCUUCGGUUCUCACGGCGCUUUCUCUCCCCAGCAGCGAGCAACAAGGAAAAACACAGCCGGCUUAGGUACUAGCCACAGCAUCGAAACGGGAUUUGGUGGCCACGUUCAUCUGUCUGACCUUCGGAACCCACCCGACUUUGGAAGAAUUGCUUUUCCUGAAGACAUUUUAGGUAGCAUUGAGGUUGAUGGACACGGCAAGAUCAUUGGCACGUUUGAACCUAGUGGCACCUAUCGCAUCCUUACCAACGAGGGAAUCCUUGGUCUCAGCGACUUCUUGCGAACAAAGCUCAUAGAAGAACUCAAGGAAGAAGAGAAAAGACGCUGAUGAACCAGUCUCUAUUGAGCAUUAAAGAAAAUGCCUUUCGGCCACGCCUGGUACUGUAGGCUGGCAUGGCACAUAACAUCCCCAUGGAGUGUAAUCGCAGGCGCAGAUGGCACCUGUAAACACAAUCCCAAAGUCUGCAGUAUAUGAAAGCCUAUGUAAGCAGACAUCUAUUUAGUGUUAUUCACAAAGGUUAGGUAUAAAGAUAGGCCUGGUCCCUCCACCGCGGGGGUCCUCAUCAAGCAAGAUCCCGAAGUUCUAGAGUGUGUGAGAGCAGCGUACAAAAAUACGCCAUUUCCCCGGACAUGUAGAAAGUAAAUAGGUACCUAAUGGUUCAGUACCCUGGACAUGCCUUACUCCCGGUAUUCAUUACCACAAUUCGCGAUGACUGCACUCCGUAUUGCAGCAGGAUAUAUCACAGGGAACUCAAGAGUUAAAAACACACAACCCUACCUUGUACAGUGCUACCUUUAGGUACCCACAUACCUAUAUAGGUACAUAACCUCCUACCGUUACUAGCAUUAUACCUACCAUAUUACACCUGCAUAGUAGGUACCUGAGUACUGUAUACGCAUACCUAGGUAGAUACAUGUACCUCUAGUACAGUAGUGACCCAACCUAUG